This is a messenger RNA of Dipodomys ordii (Ord's kangaroo rat), 204 nucleotides long. Its product is annotated as beta-defensin 103-like. Bases 1 to 204 code for a protein of 67 amino acids. The transcript has 2 exons. Gene Ontology annotation, cellular component: extracellular region. NCBI's taxonomy places the organism in Eukaryota, Metazoa, Chordata, Mammalia, Rodentia, Heteromyidae. The record is from RefSeq and is a predicted model, not a curated record. Gene Ontology annotation, molecular function: CCR6 chemokine receptor binding; chemoattractant activity. Gene Ontology annotation, biological process: cell chemotaxis; defense response to bacterium.
AUGAAGAUCCAUUAUCUCCUAAUUGUGUUGCUCUUCUUGUUCUUGGUGCCCGUUCCAGGUAAUGGGUGGAUCAUUAACACUAUGAGAAGAUAUUAUUGCAAGAUAAGAAACGGUCGGUGUGCUUUCCUGGGCUGCCUGGCAAAGGAGGAGCAGAUAGGCCGCUGCUCCCUGAAAGGCCGGAAAUGCUGCAGAAAAAAGAACUGA